GAAAAACGGUGGUUCUGAUACUUGUGAGUGCGGAAGAUCUUUCACACCGAUACAUUGAUAUCAAAGAACAUGAACCCAAUGGUAACAACAAUAGCAGUAACAGUGGUGCUAUAUGUGACAGUUCUUGAAAGUGUGAAGGGAUUUCUGCUACACACGAAUGAUAGGUGGAUUGUGGAUGAAAAUGGGAAGAGGGUGAAGCUAGCAUGUGUGAACUGGGUGUCCCAUUUGGAUGCUGCUGUUGCAGAGGGUUUAAAUCAGCAACCUUUGGAUAUGAUUUCCAAGAGUAUCAAGUCUAUGGGCUUCAACUGUGUGAGACUCACAUGGCCACUUCUCUUGCUCACCAAUCACUCUCUUGCUUCUCUCACUGUCAGAAACUCUUUCCAAAACCUUGGCCUUCUUCAAUCCAUCAAUGAUGUUCAAGCCCUCAACCCCUCCAUCAUUGAUCUUCCCAUCAUCAAAGCUUACCAGGAAGUGGUGAAGAGCUUAGGAGACAACGAUGUAAUGGUGAUCUUGGACAAUCACGUGACACAACCAGGAUGGUGCUGCGGUAACAUGGAUGGCAAUGGCUUCUUUGGGGACCAAUAUUUUGAUCCUGACCUUUGGAUUAUGGGUCUUACCAAUAUGGCUACACUUUUCAAAGGAGUGAGUAAUGUGGUCGGCAUGAGCUUGAGGAAUGAGUUACGAGGUCCCAAACAAAAUGUCAACCAAUGGUACAGGUAUAUGCCAAAGGGAGCAGAAGCAGUGCAUGCAGCAAAUCCAGAAGUUCUUGUGAUUCUUUCUGGUCUAAACUUUGACACUGACCUAUCAUUCAUGAAAGAGGGAGCAGUGAAACUGAGCUUCAAUGAAAAACUGGUGUUGGAACUGCACUGGUACAGCUUCAGUGAGGGUCAACCACGGGCCUCAAGGAAUGCAAACCAAAUGUGUGGGGAAGUCACAGCAAAUGUGAUGAGAAGGGCAGGCUUCUUAUUGGGCCAAGGCCUGCCAUUGUUUGUCAGUGAGUUUGGGCUGGACUUGAGAGGCUUAGAUGCCAAUGACAAUACCUACCUAAACUGCUUCAUGGCAUUUGCAGCCCAAUUUGACUUGGACUGGGCCUUGUGGACACUUGGUGGGAGUUACUACAUAAGACAAGGAGUUGUUGGAAUGAAUGAGUAUUAUGGUGUUCUCAAUUCAGAUUGGAGUGAGGUUAGAAACCUCAGUUUCUUGCAGAGAAUCUCAGCUAUUCAAAUCCCCUUUCAAGGGCCAGGUUUAUCAGAAGCAAAACCAUACAAAGUGAUUUUUCACCCUUUGACAGGUUUUUGCAUCUUAAGAAAAUCACAGGUUGAGGCUUUGAGGUUGGGAUCUUGUUCUGAUUCUGAUGAAUGGGAGUACACAGACCAAAACACACUAUCGAUAAAGGGUACCAAUUUCUGUUUACAAGCAGAGGGAGAAGGGAAACAAGCGAAAAUUGGGAAUAUAUGUUCAACUCUUAAUUCAAGAUGGGAAAUGCUCUCUGAUUCAAAGAUGCAUCUAUCAACUCAGAUCAAUAACUCUUCUGGAAUGUGUCUUGAUGUAGACACCAAUAACAUCAUUGUCACCAACACUUGCAAAUGUCUAACCAAAGAUAACAACACUUGUGAACCUGCAAGCCAAUGGUUCAAACUUGUUGACAGCACAAGGAAUUAAGUCACAGACUCAACUACUUGUUCAGCUUCUUGCAAAACGAUAUUUCUAAAAAUUAACCAUUGUGUUCAAGUGCUCAACACAGAAAGUUGAACUUAGCAGUAUUAAAUGUAGAUUGAUUUAUGAUGUUGUGCAUGUUCGUUCCUCUCCUUUGGCUAGUUCUUGUUCUUUUUAAAAAAUUCAGUGAAUUCACAAAGGGCAACUGAAUCAUGAAAGAAUGCUAUCGUUUUACUGAAUCAAAUGAAAUGUACAAAUAAAACUUUGAUCGAGCUAUUUACUGACAUUGGAGGGUACCACGAGAAUGGAUACACACUAAUUGAAACUUGAAAUCCAUGAGAAAAUACAAAAACCAUAUACAAGAAAAGUUGAAAGUGGAAUCAAGAUUCAAAGCAAGAGAACUGCUCAACGAGUAGUGGAACUGGCGCUGCACUGACAAGAAGAAGGAUCAACAACAGUAACACACCGAGCCUGAUCUUGUGAACCAAGGCACUGUAAACAUCACACGAUGCAAGAAAGGAUGGUGAGGCAUUGGUGGCGUCGUAGGAACUGCAUAGUUCAAACUUCACUUCACCACAAUGGCCUUGCAGCUUGUCCCUCUCGGCAUCAACGCUGAACCACAAGUCCAAGUACGAAAAACCACACGAUGAUGCUCCGACAGCACCACCCCAUUCAUCAACUGUCAACGACA
Vigna unguiculata (cowpea) is the source of this 2347-nucleotide messenger RNA. RefSeq names its product glycosyl hydrolase 5 family protein-like. Gene Ontology annotation, molecular function: hydrolase activity, hydrolyzing O-glycosyl compounds. Lineage: Eukaryota; Viridiplantae; Streptophyta; Magnoliopsida; Fabales; Fabaceae. The record is from RefSeq and is a predicted model, not a curated record. Gene Ontology annotation, biological process: polysaccharide catabolic process.